UGACUACAAAAAAUAAAAAGUGAAUGUUGAUUUAGUCAUCCUCUUCUCUUUCUUCGUAAUUCAACAACAGUGGAUAUCUCCAUUUAUAAAAACAUCAUCCAGCCACACUUGUUUGAUACAAUAGUUGGCCUCACAUAUCAACCGACAGAUAGAAACUCAUGGAGAUUUCUUCCAUUUUCGUCUUUUUUGUGUUGUUGUUGGUACACUGUUUAAUGGCUAGCACAGCUAUGGCAGUAAGGACCAACAUCACCACAGACCAAUCAGCUAUCCUUGCUCUCAAAGACCAUAUCACUGUUGACCCUUACAAAACCUUGGCAAGCAAUUGGUCUUCCUCUACCUCUGUUUGCAACUGGAUUGGGAUCACUUGUGGUGCCAAACACCAUAGAGUCACUGCCUUGAAUCUUUCUCACAUGGGUCUUUCAGGAACCAUUGCUCCACAAGUGGGAAAACUAACAUUCUUGUCUCAUUUAUCCUUCAGAAACAACAAUUUUCAUGGUUCUCUGCCCAACGAGUUAGCUUCCUUGCGUCGGUUGGAAGUUGUCAGCUUUGGAUUGAACAACUUUUCUGGAAUGUUACCAUCAUGGCUUGGGUUCUUACCUAAACUUCAAGUGUUGUAUGCUUAUACGAACAGUUUUGAAGGUAAUAUUUCCAGAAUCUCUAGGCAACAUAUCGUCACUGAAAGUACUUCAUCUCAGCGACAACAAUCUUUCAGGAGUAAUACCAAAAAGUUUGGGAAACUGUACUUCUCUCGAGAUAAUUCACUUGGAUGACAACAAUUUUAUAGGUGAAAUACCACUUGAGAUUGGCGCACUUCAAAAUCUGACACAAGUAACUUUAGCUAAUAACAGCUUAGCUGAUCACAUCCCAGAUGCAAUCUUCAAUAGCUCAAAGAUUGAAGUCAUUAGUUUAUACAUGAACCAGCUCUCAGGCCAUCUUCCACCAAGUAUAGGCAAUUGGCUUCCAAAUCUUAAGGUGCUAUACCUAUGGGGCAAUGAACUAGAGGGAAUAAUCCCCAGUUCUAUCUCAAAUGCUUCUACGCUCGUUGAACUUGAGUUGGGUGCAAACAAUUUCUCUGGCUCUAUUCCUAAUACUUUAGGAAAUUUAAGGCAUCUGGAGAGACUCAACUUAGUCAACAAUUAUUUGACUAGCAACUCUUCAAAUCUAGAAUUGAGUUUUCUUUCAUCGUUGACAAACUGCGUAAAUUUGACAAGUAUAGUGGUAGCGGAAAACCCACUGAAUGGAACCCUUCCAAUUUCCAUAGGAAAUUUCUCUACUUCUUUGGAAAAAUUUGUAGCAUUUAAUUGCAACAUUAAGGGCAUAAUUCCAAGAGAGAUUGGUAAUUUAAGCAACUUGAUGACCUUAGACCUAAAAAACAAUGAAUUGGUCGGACCAAUUCCAUUUACAGUUGGAAGAAUGAGAAACCUCCAAGGUUUGUAUCUUCAACACAAUAGAUUGCAAAGAUCUAUACCAAAUGGUAUUUGUCAGUUGAGGAACCUGGAUGAAUUAUUUUUAAACCAUAAUAAGCUCUUUGGACCAAUACCAACAUGUUGGGGAAGUCUUUCUAAACUUCAAAAGUUGUACUUGAAUUCCAACAAGCUGACUUCCAUACCCCCAUCCUUUUGGAGUCUUACAGACAUACUGCAAAUAAACUUGUCCUCUAAUUCUUUAAGUGGCUAUCUGCCAUUAGAUGUUGGGAAAUUGGAGCAUGUAACACAAAUGGACCUAUCAUGGAAUAAACUAUCAGGUGACAUCCAUGCUAUUAGAGGCCUAUGUUCUUUGGUAAGCCUAUCCUUAGCUCAUAACAAAUUCCGGGGUCCUAUUCCUCAAUCAUUUGGUAUGUUGAUAAGCAUGGAACACUUGGAUCUCUCUGAUAACAACUUCUCAGCAGAAAUUCCCAAGUCUCUAAUGAAACUCAAAUGCCUUAAAUAUUUCAAUGUGUCUUUCAAUAGAUUGCAAGGUGAAAUUCCAUUUGGGGGUGCUAUUGCUCAAUUCUCAGCUUCAUCAUUCAUGGGAAAUCAAGCAUUAUGUGGUCCACCUCAACUUAAAGUUCCACCCUGUGAAACAAGUAAUGCUGGACAAUCAACCACUGCAGUUAUAUUAAGGUAUAUAUUACCGGCAAUGAUUGCAACAAUACUAGCAUUAUUCCUCAUAUUUGCUCUGCUGAGAUGCCAAAAGAGAGACGCAAAACAUAAUGGUCAAGGAGAUUUGUUAACUAUAGCAACAUGGAGAAGAAUAACAUAUCUAGAACUUGAACAAGCAACAGGUGGAUUUAGCGAAAGUAACUUAGUUGGGAAAGGGAGUUUUGGCUCGGUGUACAGAGGGAUGCUUUCAGAUGGGACUAGUAUUGCCGUAAAGGUUUUUAAUUUGAAUAUAGAAGGAGGGUUCAAGAGUUUUAAAGCUGAAUGUGAUGUAUUGUGCAGUAUUCGCCAUCGUAAUCUUGUGAAAAUCAUCAGUAGUUGUAGUAGGAUUGAUUUUAAAGCCUUGGUACUAGAGUACAUGCCCAAAGGGAGUCUUAAGAAGUGGUUGUACUCUCAUAACCACUUCUUGGAUAUGAUAGAAAGAUUGAACAUGAUGAUAGAUGUUGCAUCAUCAUUGGAGUAUCUCCAUCAUGGUUGUCCUUUACCUGUUGUUCAUUGUGAUUUGAAGCCCAGCAAUAUUCUCCUAAACAAAGAUAUGGUUGCACAUGUGAGUGAUUUUGGCAUUUCAAAAUUCUUAGGCAAUGAAGAAUCUAUAACACAAACCAUGACAUUGGCCACUAUUGGUUACAUGGCACCAGAGUAUGGAUCACAAGGGACCAUUUCCACACGUGGCGAUGUGUAUAGUUAUGGCAUUUUGUUGAUGGAAACAUUCACAAGAAAGAGUCCCACCGAUGAAAUGUUUACAGAAGAAAUGAGCCUAAAAGAUUGGGUAAAACAGUCAAUACCCCUUUCAGUAAUUGAAGUUAUAGAUGCUAAUUUGUUGAAGAGAGGUGAAGAGAAUUUUAAUGCUAAGCUGGAUUGUAUGUUGUCUGUUAUGCAAUUGGCUAUGGAUUGUUCAACAGAGGUACCUGAAGAGAGGUCAAACAUGAAAGAUGUCGUAACAAUACUCAAGAACAUCAAAUUGAAGUUUCUAAAGGAUGUUGGAGAAGAUUGAGAAUAUAAAUUUGUUUGUAGUUUUUCCAUGUUUGUGCGCUUGACUAAUUAUAUUUUGUAGAUUAUGCUACUCCCCUAGAUUAAUACUGAAGGAUGUAAUUUACCUAAGUAUGUUUAACUAUAUAUAUUGGAGGCAAUAAUUUACCUAAUCUAUAUAUUACUAAAAGCUGAAGCGUAGCGUUUAAUGCUGCUGCUCUUACGUU
Molecule: messenger RNA, 3334 nt
Organism: Quercus robur (English oak)
Lineage: Eukaryota; Viridiplantae; Streptophyta; Magnoliopsida; Fagales; Fagaceae
Product: probable LRR receptor-like serine/threonine-protein kinase At3g47570
Exons: 4
Coding region: 616-3132 (838 amino acids)
Biological process (GO): protein phosphorylation
Molecular function (GO): ATP binding; protein binding; protein kinase activity
Source: RefSeq, a predicted model, not a curated record